This is a messenger RNA of Leptosia nina, 1608 nucleotides long. Lineage: Eukaryota; Metazoa; Arthropoda; Insecta; Lepidoptera; Pieridae. The record is from the annotation of a GenBank genome assembly.
AUGCAAGAUCGACGAAUGAAUUUAAACAAAAGAAUGAGUCGCAUUUUGUCGUUCAAUUUAGGAUCAUCACUUCAUAAUAUUACCACAAAAUGUCAGGAAAUUGGAAUAAUAGCCGUGGUGGUAGCGGUGGUUCCAAGUACGGUGGUGGUGGCGGCGGCGGAGGUGGUAGGUUUGGAAACAAUGGAGGCGGUGGCAGAUUCGGUGGUAACAACGGUGGAGGCUCCAGCCAUAUUAAAUAGAUCAGCUUAUGAAGUUGAAGAAUACAGAAAUGAACAUGAAAUCACAAUCAGUGGUGUAGGUGUACCUAACCCUAUUCAAAACUUUGAUGAAGCAAAUUUCCCAGACUAUGUGUUGCAGAGCAUUAAAAAAUCUGGCUACAAAGAUCCUACGCCAAUUCAAGCACAAGGCUGGCCUAUUGCCAUGUCUGGAAAGAACUUAGUAGGUAUCGCGCAAACAGGGUCGGGAAAGACACUGGCUUAUAUUCUACCAGCUAUUGUACACAUUAACAACCAACAACCCAUAAGACGUGGUGACGGCCCUAUCGCUCUUGUACUUGCACCUACUCGAGAAUUAGCCCAGCAGAUACAACAAGUGGCUACCGACUUUGGUAACGCAGCGUAUGUGCGUAACACGUGUAUUUUCGGAGGUGCGCCAAAGCGGGAACAAGCACGUGACUUGGAACGCGGUGUGGAAAUAGUUAUAGCGACACCUGGUCGUUUGAUUGAUUUCCUUGAUAAAGGAACUACUAAUCUACAGCGCUGCACAUACUUAGUGCUAGAUGAAGCUGACCGUAUGUUAGACAUGGGUUUUGAACCCCAGAUCAGAAAAAUCAUUGAACAGAUUCGUCCUGAUAGACAAACUUUGAUGUGGUCAGCCACAUGGCCGAAAGAGGUUAAGAAACUAGCUGAAGACUACUUAGGAGACUACAUGCAAAUUAACAUAGGAUCAAUGCAAUUGUCGGCUAAUCAUAACAUUCUACAAAUUGUAGAUGUAUGUCAGGAACAUGAAAAGGAAAACAAGUUAAACACCUUAUUACAAGAAAUUGGCGACAGUCAAGAUCCUGGUUCAAAGACAAUUAUUUUUGUUGAAACUAAGAGGAAAGUAGAAAAUAUCACACGAAACAUCAGGCGAUAUGGAUGGCCAGCUGUGUGUAUGCACGGAGACAAGACCCAACAGGAAAGAGAUGAUGUACUUAGACAAUUCAAACAAGGAAGGGCAAGCAUUCUUGUUGCAACAGAUGUUGCAGCUAGAGGACUUGAUGUGGAUGGUAUUAAAUAUGUAAUAAACUUUGACUAUCCCAAUUCAUCUGAGGAUUACAUCCACCGCAUUGGUAGAACCGGUCGUUCAAAAUCAAAAGGAACAUCUUACGCAUUUUUCACACCUUCAAACUCCAGACAAGCAAAAGAUUUAGUGUCAGUGCUACAGGAGGCUAAUCAGAUCAUCAGCCCCCAGCUACAGACAAUGGCUGACAGAUGCGGCGGCGGUGGUGGUGGUUGGAACAGAAAUAAGUUUGGAGGUGGACGAGGUGGUACUUUCAAGAGAGGAGGAAACUUUGGAAGAAGUAAUGGUGGUUCCAAUAGUUCUCAUAAGAGAUUUAGUGACUACUAG